Mytilus californianus (California mussel) is the source of this 10609-nucleotide messenger RNA. RefSeq lists its product as uncharacterized. The record is from RefSeq and is a predicted model, not a curated record. Lineage: Eukaryota; Metazoa; Mollusca; Bivalvia; Mytilida; Mytilidae. Gene Ontology annotation, biological process: regulation of apoptotic process; signal transduction. The transcript has 21 exons. Gene Ontology annotation, cellular component: nucleus; cytoplasm. Gene Ontology annotation, molecular function: death domain binding; protease binding. The coding region runs from base 75 to 4403 and encodes 1442 amino acids.
GAUGCACAGCAUUACACGCGGCUGCUAUUGGAGGACAUCUCAAGGUCGUACAAUGGCUAAUUGCAGAAGGUGGAAUGGAUCCCUUGGAUAAGACAACACAGUAUGGAGAAACAGUAUUACACGUAGCUGCUGAUAUGGGACAUCUGCAUGUCGUACAAUGGCUAAUUGAAGAAGGAAGAAUGAAUCCCUUGGAUAAGUCAUCAAAGAACGGAGAAACAGCAUUACAUUUGGCAGCUUACAGUGGAAACAUUGAGUUAACAAAAUGGCUGAUAGAACAAAAAGAAAUGGAUCCCAUGGUUAAAUCAUCUAAGAACGGAGAAACAGCAUUACAUUUGGCAGCUUACAGUGGAAACAUUGAGUUAACAAAAUGGCUGAUAGAACAAAAAGAAAUGGAUCCCAUGGUUAAAUCAUCUAAGGACGGGAAAACAGCAUUACAUUCGGCAGCUUGGAGUGGAAACAUUGAGUUAACAAAAUGGCUGAUAGAACAAAAAGGAAUGGAUCCCAUGGAUAGAUCAUCUAAGGAAGGUCUAACAGCAUUACAUUUGGCAGCUAGUGGUGGAGAGUUAGAUAUUACAAAAUGGUUGAUAGAAGAAAAAGGAAUGGAUCCCUUGGUUAAAACAUCUCAGGGAGGUAAAACAGCAUUACACUUGGCAGCUGAGAAUAGAUAUUAUGAGUUGAAGAUAACACAAUGGCUUGUUAACGAAAAAGGAAUGGAUCCCAUGGAUAAGACAUUGCAGGAAGGUAAAACAGCAUUACAUUUGGCAGCUGAGAAUGGAAAUUUGGAGUUGACACAAUGGCUGAUUAAAGAAAAAGGAAUGAAUCCCAUGGUUAAAACAUCUAAGGGUGAGACCCCAUACCAUCUGGCAGCAAAAGAAGACAGGUAUAACAGGGGAUACAUAAAAGAUAUGAAGAAAAAAGUAAUGGACUACCUGAAGACUUUCAUGUCAAAGAAAGACCAAGAAGUGACCCCAGGAAUCUUGCAAGAAAAAGGGGCAACACCAGUAGUUGAAGAUUUCAUCCAGAAAAAAGAACAAUCUGUCAUGUUAAACCGAUUGCUAGGCCAGGGGACGUAUGAUUCGUUUGACAUGCGCUGUAUGGUCACAGGUCAGUUUGGAGUCGGAAAAUCUACGCUUGUAAAGCUCCUAGUUGGUGAUGCUGUCCCAGAUGAAAGACUUGCUACAGAUGGGAUUUCCCUAUUAGAAGGUCGAUGUGGCCUUGAUAUAGACACCAGAGAGUGGAUUCUUAUUGAUCCAGAAACUUACAAUGCCCUAGAUGUUGUGUACAAUAAGGUAUUGAUGACCUCUGUAGCAGAAGAUGAAAGUAAACAAGAUGAAAUACAAGAAGCUGGCCGCACAAGUGGUAAACAUGCAAGUGAUGUAUCACAGCAGUCAGAAGCAAGCAAGUCAACGUCCUCCCCUGGACAUAUCCCAGGGUAUCCUUCUCAACAGACUAAAGCAGACCAAUCUGUGUUACCUAAGCCUUCCUCCAGUAUGCAUCUUACAAAAGAGCAGUCAAAAAAGAAAAUGAAAUCAAAAAUGACCAAAGAUGAAAUAAGAAAGAAAAUGGAGGAAAUCCUCAGGAGUGGAAAUUAUAAGAUAAAAGUUGGAAGACUUAUCUUCUGGGACUUUGGUGGACAGUAUGUCUAUUACACAACACAUCAGACCUUUAUGACGUUCAGAGCUUUGUUUCUGCUGGUUAUUGAUGGAAGCAAAGGAUUGCAUGAUCAGGUCCUGGAUGUGUUAUGCUUUCCAGGACAACACAUGAUACCAACUCCUGCAGUUUUUCUUCAACACUGGGUCAAUUCCAUCCUGACGUAUUGUAAGCCAGUAUAUAAAGACAUUCCGAAGAUCUUGUUGGUUGCAACACAUAAAGACAAAAUUAACGAGGAGAAUGUUGAAACACGACGAAAAGAGUUGUACAGUGAAGUAGAAGAGUUGUUCAAAGAUCACGAGGGAAAACAACAUCUUGUCCUCAGCCCUAUGAUAUUUGUCAAUGCCAAAGACAAAGCUGACCCAGAUAUACAAAUUCUCAAGAAAGCCAUUACAGAUCUCACUUUCGAACAUCCAUGCUGGGGAGAAACCAUGCCAAAUGCAUGUGUCCCCCUUGAACUCGAGAUCGCGGAAUUGGUUGCUGGAGGACAGCAAAUCUUGUCUUUGAAGGAAGUUGAAGAAUUGAAUGUCAUCAGUCAGUUGUCUGUCCUGUCUUCUGAGCAGCUAAACGAUUUUCUCCAUUUCCAACAUUCCCUUGGGAAGAUCGUUUACUUUGAUACUGCGCAGCUGAGAGAAUUUGUUAUCAUAAGCCCACUGCUCCUGGUAGAAGUCAUGCGGUCUUUUGUGACAGACAAGCAAUUCUGGCCAAGUGAGGUUACAGUACAUGCCAUUUUCAAAAAGAUGUCAGAAAGUGGAACAAUGCAAAGAGGGGAACUAUAUCAGAUCUGGGAACAAGAAGCCUUCAGUAAAGUAUUACCUUAUAAAAAGUAUAUAUUUGAUAUGCUUAUCCACCUUGAUAUUGUGUCAGAGCAGCGAAGAUAUAAUGCAAAAACAGGACGUCGGCUACCAACCAAAAACUUCUUUGUUCCUUGCAUGGUAACAGAGAGGAACACGACUAAUUUCAUGAGUGAAGAAUGCACACCAAACAGAGCUAUCAGUUUGGCCUUCACUUUUAAAGGGGCUAUUAUUCCACCAGCUUUGCCUAACCGUCUCAUCAGCGCCUGUCUAAGUAUGUGGAAUGUGAAGACAUAUAAAGAACAGAAAGAAAGUGGCAUCAUAGGGGAAAAGAGAGAUGUUAAACUCCUGUUUUCUGGAUUUCUUGGCAUAUCAUAUGACAAGGCACAUGAUAUUGUUGUAUGCGUUGAAGCCAACAGAAUCCACCUUUACAUAAUCCACAAGACUUCCAAUGAACUAAUAGUAUCAGAUAUAGCCACUAGUAUCAAAGAAACCUUUUGUAAGACAUUGGAGAGAAUUAUAGAAUUCUAUCAGUCCACAGUCCAUGCAAGAACUAGCAGUCCUAGAAGCCCUUUCCACAUCGAAUAUUCAUGCUCCAAUUUAGAAUGUUUUAUCAGUGAAGUUGAUGCCUUGCAAACAGCCGAAUGGAUUUGUGACAGACAUAAGUUGAGGCAUAAACAAGACCAUUGGAAUGUUUGGAACGAAAACCAGGGAAAGAAACAAUGCAAAGACAAUUGUCCAGGUCUUGCUGAGGAUGCUUUGAACCAGAUUCCAAGUGAUAAAGAAUUGCUGCAGUUCUCAUAUAAUUCUAUUAAACUGAUACAAGAAUUGGCACAACAUUUAGAAAUGGAGGACGAAUGGGAUACAUUAGACUAUAGCUAUAAGGAUAGACCAGAGAUUUUAAAAUUCCUAAUGUUGAUGAAGUGGAAACAAUCAAACUCAAAAAUAAAUUUUAGAAUGCUGGCAGAUGCUCUCAGUGAAAUGAAAAUAACAACUCAUAAGCUAUGUAGUGUGAGAAGAGGGAAGAAAAUAGAACCAGGUAUGUCUGAUGAUAUCCUAGAUUUUAUUCCAACAGACGAAAUUGUUGAUUCCUUAGCCUCCAAAAUUGGUCAAAAGUUCUUUCAACUUGGAAUUGAACUAGGAUUGUCGAUCGGAAAUUUAGAAACUAUACAAGAGGAUCAUCGCAGUGACUUGGCAGCUCAGAACAAGAAAGUAUUAUAUGAAUGGAGAAAGGACAGAUCAGUGAAACCUACUAUUGGAGUACUUGCACAGGCUUUGGUCAACAUUGGAAGAGGAGCAAAGUGUUUGGAGGAUAUUAUAGAAGGUGUUGAUGUUAACACUUUGACAGCUGUGGAGGAUGUAACAGAUAGAAUACUCGAUAAUAUUGACGAAAUCCUAGAGAAUAUACCCAUUAGCGAUAUUCUAGAUGAUAUGAUGACACACUUCGUGAUAUCAGCAGACGACAGGCGCCGCAUUGAUAAACAUGCUGGACAUGAUGAUCAGAAAUAUGCCAUGCUUGAGAUAGUGAUGAAAAGGAAGAAGCUUACCUAUUAUGUGCUUGUGGAUGCAUUAGAAAAAAAAGAUAACACAGAUCUGGCAAAUAAAUUGAAGUUUGAAUCACAGAAUCUUAUAUCAAGUUUAGAAUCAGUACAAGUCGAAGCUAAAGGAUUAUCAGUGUAUACAGAUCAACCAUACAAGGUUCGUCUACAGAAGAAUUACUCUCUUAUCGUGUCUAGUAUUAAACACGAUGACAUAGUAGAUCAUCUGAUAACAAAUGAUGUGUUGUCAGUUGAUGAAAAGGAAAAGAUAGAAAAGGGUCAUUCACAAAAGGAAAAGAACAGACAAUUAAUGGACUUGCUUUUGCAUAAAAGUGAAAAGGGAUAUACUGAAUUUCUCCAAGCUCUACAAGACGACCCUGCAUAUACAUACCUAGCAGAACAGAUAAUAAAACAGACAUAACAGAGGGAGAUAUAUCAGCAUUCAAGAAAUUUAACACAUCCACAUGAAAAGAUUAGUUAAAUCAAUGUACCAUACGCACUAACGUAUAGAAACAGAAGAUAAAUAUGUACAGUUCCAAAAUUGUAGACUAGUUUUAUUAUAUAAUCCUACUUGUCUAUAUUUCUUCUUUAUCUGUAAAAUAGUUGUCUUUCAUCUGUUAUCAUUUACUGCUUAAUUCAUUCUUAUAGGUUGCACUUCUGUUAAUGUAAACAAUGCAAUUUCCCAUUGGAACUCCCUUUGUGGUUAAAGCUGUGCCACUUUUACUAUGAAGUUUCGUAAAAAACUAUAUCCUAGAACGGAAAGUUGAUAGGCACUACUUUUUUAUUCAAAGGUCAAACCAUAGGGCUGUGCGGCAUAUUUUCUACAGCUAUAUGCCCCGAAUUUCUAAGAGUUUAACUUAUACUAAAAUUCUGUUCUACCCCUACCUUCACUCUGAGUCUUCCUCAGAUUUCAAUUUUCGCCGCUACCAUGUUUUUUUAUACUGGUAACAUUCCAAAGUUAUUUCUCUAUGAGAUGAAACAUAGAGAUCAUAUCUAGGAACCAGUACGUAAACAAAACAAAAUAUCUAUGAAUAUUAUAUAUCUCCCCAAUAGAGGUGGGUCUUGUGAAACAGCUGUAUUUACAAAGUGCAACCUAUACUAACAUUUACUCAAAUGAAAAACUCUUGGAAAACACUUUUUCUCACAACAAUACUUACUUAUCAGAAUAAGUAAAUAGAAAUAUCAAUAUGGUUGGUGCGAUUUCAUUUGUAAUUUAUGUUCAACUUGAAAUCUUUCUGUUUCUCAAAAAUGGUAUUUGCAGUUUUAAGAAUCAUUGAAGUUUAAACUGUUGCAUUCCACAACCUAUUCUUACACGUGUGCUUUUCCUAAAAAAUAGUUUCAAAUUGCAUACAGUUCAAGCAGCAACAUGUUGAUACAGGGUAAAAGUUGGACCAGUAUGGGUUUCAGUUUGAAACAAGGAUUCCACGACUUUCAAGUCCUCAAUAAUUUAAACAAAAUGUAAACAAAGGAGAAGGUCCGGUAAAAGCAAAAUUUUGCUUAAAAUUUGAAGUACAUCCAAAGAAAGAUUUUUGACAUUUUUAAAACACGUAAGUGUCUACUUCAGACGAUUCAAUUAGUUUAUGUAAAAGAUUUAAACUGAUUUGGUCAUUAAAGACGCUCAAAUUCAAGCUUAAAUAUGAAAAAUCUUUCAAAUAUGCCAUUAAACGUCACUUUCAGACGGUUUUUGACCAAAAUGUAAGUAGCCGCAUUUGUGUUUUGUCUCAAACUAUAUAUAUAGUGUUUUAAAUUAUCAAACACAACAUAUACAUACAUAGUAAGACUGAACAUAAGUGCGGUCACUUCCAUUUUGGAUAAAACUUAAAAAUAAGCACAAAUGCUAACAUUGUGAAGAUUUCAGUAAUUUUGCACGAAUGAAUGGUGCUAGUACUUGAUGCAUGUGCACUGUAUUGUUAAAAAAACAGCCCAUAUAUAUGGAACAAAAGUAUUCUACUAUCCAAUAAAUAGUUAAAAGUUUACAAUUUUAAUAAAUGUGUAAAAAAGCUACAUUUGCGGCCAAAAAGGCGUCUCACUGGGUUUACCCCUUUCAUGACCUUUACACUAUAGUGGUGAUUAAGGUUUAAACAUUGCAUAUAUCAUGAAUGUAUAUAGUGUACAAAUUCUUUCAAAAUGUAUAUGUGUAUACAUGGAACACAGUCUGCUAUAAAAAAAAAUUGGAAGAGUAAAUAAAUUGUAAUCAAAUGAAAUAAGACUGCAUACAUUGAAUAGUCAUAAUUAUAUAUUAUUAAGUGAUAGUUAAAUGUAUGUUAAAGUAUUGAUUGUGUACCCAAAUAUAAAAUUACAGUGAGAUAGGGCUGUGGCACCGUUAAAGUCCACAAUUCCGCUAAAGUUCACAACACCGCUAAAGUCCACAACAAAUUUCCGGAAAAGUCCACAACGCCGCUAAAGUCCACAAACUUUCCGCUUAAGUCCACAAAAUGACCUCCGCUAAAGUCCACAAGAAAACGCCGUUAAAGUCCACAAUAACAAGUUCCGCUAAAGUCCACAAAAAACACCGUUAAAGUCCACACUACUUUUUUUAUUAUUAGAAUAUCAAUUCGCUUUUUUUAUCCCGGUAGUACAAUACAAAGCAUGGGAUUUUGUUCUUGGUAGUUAUUUUUUAUCAGUUUGAUAAAUGAAAAAAAGUACAGUAUCUGUAGAAGAUUUUGUUCCAUUAAUUUGAUCUUUGUAUUAUGAUGAUCCGUUCAAUGAAUCAAACAGGCCAAUUUGGACAUCAUUUCUAAAAAGUUAUCUAGUCAUAGUAAAUUCGUUAGUUAUUACAUAAUUACUGCAUUCUUCAAGUACUGUUUUUUUUAUUCUUUGUAUAUAAUCACUUUUUUACGUCACUAUAAAUGUACAGAGCAAAAGUCUCGGGACAUGUUAUUAAUAAUGUUUUUUUUUAUGUUGAUGUUUAAAAACAUGAGCACCGACAAGAAAUUCGACAUAUAAUUCGAUUUUGCUAGUUUUAAUAGAAUUGUUACUAAACAUAAGCACAUGGACAUGGGGUCAUAAUAAAAGAGGGACGAAAGAUACCAGAGGGACAGUCAAACUUAUAGAUCGAAAACAAACUGACAACGUCAUGGCCAAAAAUAAAAAGACAAACAGACAAAUAAUAGUACAGAUGACACAACAUAGAAAACUAAAGACUAAGCAACACGAACCCCACCAAAAACUGGGGGUGAUCUCAGAUGCUCCGGAAGGGUAAGCAGAUCCUGCGUACAUGUGGCACCCGUCGAGUUGCUUAUGUUAUUACAAAUCCGGUAAAUAGUCUAAUUCGGUAAGUCACAUUCGUGAAAAGGGAAGAGUAUUGUAGUUACGACAUAAGGAACAUAUCCGAUAUCAUCUGUGAAACGGUUAUUCCAUAACGGUCAACCAACUCGUGAUGGCGUCCAUAAAAUUUACGAAGGGAUGACUUCAACUUCACCAUCUGGAACUCUUGGUUUAAUAGCUUCCUUGUGAGCAGCAAUCCUUUAUCAAGGAAAUCAUGAUAGGAAACACAAGCCCGGGAAUAUCGUAUCAAUUGGGAGAUAUAUACUCCGUAUGCAGGCGCUGCUGGAAUGUUGCUACAUAGAAAUGGAAAGUUCACAAUUGGGAAGCUGAAAUCAUCUCUUUUGUCGUAAAGUUUUGUUUUCAACCGAACCUCAUUGUCAAUUUCUAGAUGUAAGUCAAGAUAUGAGGCAGACUUAACUGUAUCUGUAGUAUCCUUUAUCUCUAGUUCGAUGGGAUAGAUUCGUUCAACAUAGUCACCAAAUUUUGUAUUAUUUAGUGAGAGAACAUCAUCUAUAUAGCGGAACGUAGAGUUAAAGGAUAUUGCUAACUUCUUAUCUCUCUUCCUAAGAAGCUCUUGUAUGAAGUCAGCCUCAUAAUAAUAAAGAAACAAGUCGGCAAGAAGAGGGGCACAAUUGGUUCCCAUUGGAAUUCCGACAGACUAAUGUAUCCGGAACUCCCCUCAAGCUAUUUUUUCAACUUUUAUAUAGUUUGCCGAUAUAAAAAUAGCUGGAUAGUAAAACAGCACAAAUAAGUAAAAAUAUCAGUAUAGAUGACCAGGAAUAGAUAGGUAAACGUUAUUUGUAUAAAUGGCUUGAAAUCAGAACUUUGACAAAAUAUUGCCUCGUAAAAAAGGGGGAGGAUAGGGUACAUCAUCAUGACCCCAUGUACCUGUGUAAAUAAGAUGUGGUAUGAGUGCCAAUGAGACCACUCUCCAUCCAAUAUUUUUGUAUUGAUAAUUGCUAUUGGAUUAACGUAUUUAAGAACCUACAUUGUAUACAUAAUUAUUAUAACAAGACUGGACACACUUAAAUGUCUUCCCUGUUUUAGUGUUUAUAAUUGAAGUUAUUUGAAAGUGAACAAUUUUUUUUACAACAAUUAUCAAUUCAAUGAUCAAUGAACAUGAUGUCAAGGUGAGAUAAAUCUUUUCAGACAGACAUGGAGGCCGUAUAAAUUCAUCCAUCGCUUAAAGUAUCUCGGAAGCAAACAUCAUCAAGAAAUAAGAACUUUGACUAAUGAACCAUUAAAUAAGGUCAAGGAAAUAUGACACAGACCAGACAGACAGUCAUGUACACCUUUUAACCAUUCAAUACACAAGAUGUAUACAUGACUUUAAUAUCACUUAUAAUAUCUGAGAAACUGUCAAAACUAUAUAUUAAGCAUUUCAGUUUAAUUCUAUCAAUCUCACAAGUAAACAGCUGGCUUGACGUUUUUUGUAGUAAAGUUCCUAAAUUUUCUAAAAACUUAUCUUCCAACAUUAUUUGUAUUUCAAAUAACUUCAAUUUCAGUGAGCAUUUUAACUCAAUUUCAUACUUAAUACAGGAGAUUAACUGAUAAAGUUACAAUGUAGCGUGGGUUUUGAAUUUGUUUAAAGUUUUUAUUUCAUUUUUUAAUUCUAGAUUAGACACAUUUCUUAAAAUUAGGCAGACGGCACGCGUACGGUCCGACCGUAUACGUAUUUUGAAUAAAUUCGUCUACGGUCCAGACCAUAUACGCGUAUGGUCUAAAUGCGCAUAUGGUCUGGAACAUCCGUACAUUGGAUUUGAUGUGAUUAAAGUGAUUACAAUUUGAUAAAAUUAGUAGGUGAACUACUAAAAAAUUGUAAAAAACAAUAACAUUAUAAUGUUAUGUUGAUUUUUACAAAACGAGGAAGAAGUUAUAUUUUUAUUUAUUUAAUGCAGAAUGCCUGUCUAUCAGUUACUUGCUAGUUAUUAUAAAAGACAGUGUUAGUUUUUUAACACGAUUGAAAUAGUUAGAUAAGAAUUCUGAGUAUUCGUACAUUUAAUUUAGUUUUGAAUUUACCUUGUUCACCAAUAACGAAGUACAUGAUUGUUUACUGAGAAUGUGUACGGUACAGGGUCCUAAAGAUGUAAAUUUCGAUUAAGAUUAUGAGUAAAGGGUUAUAUCCAAGCCAUUAUUGUACGGUUGAAAGUCAAGUCAAGUACAUGACCCUAUUGGUCAUGUAAGCUAUGUAAGAUGUUAGAUUUUCCUACGAAGCUUCAGUAGAAUGGACGUGAAGAUUUUAGUUUAAAGAAAUGCAUGUCCAUGGGGACCGAGCACUAGAGGUCUAAAGUAAUACGCUUCAAUAGAAAAAGCUUAAACUAUGUGUUCCUUAAAACCAACAAUGAUCAUAUUUAGGUCAAGUGAACGAUACAAGCUUAAGAUCACAUGAUACUCUAGUUUUAAUAAUAUUUAGAUAUGUAUAUGUUGUACAGAAUUUCCUGUUGUUUAUUAAAUUUGAAUGUUCAUUCUAUACUUCAUUAUUAUCAAUUUUCAUAGAACCAAAAAACGAUUGUAAUGUUGAUCGCCUUUCCUAUUUUUUUUAUACCAAACAAAUCAAGGGAAGGAACUAAGACACGAGCAGCCACUUUGAUUUGUUUAGUAAUUCAUGGCAAACUUGAUAUCAGAGUAAUAUUUUGAUUUUGAUGUUGUCAAUUGAAAAUGUUUGCCUACCAGGUCAUUCGACCUAUUAACUGAUUAACCGGAAGUAAAGUAGGUGGUCAAAGGUCUUGUUUAAAGUAAUCUGCUAGUUCAUGGUAUUAGAGUCUGAUGAUUUUCUCAUCUAAAUCUGAAACCUAGUUUAUGCAAGUUCCGCCAAUUUUUUUUAGAGUGUUUUGAUCAAAUUUGCAUCUUCAAAUUGUUUUACAGUGACCUACAACAUAUAUGUUCCAGACCAUAUUAGUAUUUGGACCGUACGCGUACGGUCUGGAGCGAAUGCGUACUUUUUCAAAACACGCUUACGGUCGGACUGUACGCGUACGGUCUGCCUAAUUUUGUGUAUUAGAUACAAAUGUACAUUACAGAUCAACAUAACUGAAAUCUUAAAUUAAUACAAAAAGUUCAAUUGCAAUUGAAAUAAAAACUUAAAAUUCUAAUUGUUCAAAAAAGUCAUGUUCAUUUGAUAUGGUAAUCUUCUGUAUUUAGCAUGUCUGUAAUACACGAAAUUGAAUUAUGCUCGCUGAAAUUGAAGUUAUUGGAAGUAAACAUAAUGUGGUAAGAAAAGUUUUUAGAAUAUUUAGGAACUUUACUAGAAAAUGUAAAUGGAAAGGAAUAUGCAUGACCAAAACAUGUAAAUGUAAAAAAUCUAAUGUUCCUUGUGGGCGAGAGUGCCAAAAAAGAAAAUAAAUAAUUCAUUUCAAUUGA